Molecule: messenger RNA, 871 nt
Organism: Selaginella moellendorffii
Lineage: Eukaryota; Viridiplantae; Streptophyta; Lycopodiopsida; Selaginellales; Selaginellaceae
Exons: 4
Coding region: 4-822 (272 amino acids)
Source: RefSeq, a predicted model, not a curated record
GAGAUGUCUUUCCAGAUCUUAUAUCAUAGGAGUCUUGGAUCAGGAAGAUGGUUGUAUAGUAGAUCUCCUUUUACCUCUACAGUUUGGGCGAUGGAGGAUCUCGAUCAUAGCUUUGUUCUUUGGAACAAGCCAGUGUUGGAUGAAAACGAGCCGAGCAGUCCUGUCCUGUUCAAGGCAAGUGAUCCAGGUGACGUCGAGGAGAAGCCACAGAAGCAACAAGACACGGCGGAAGAUCUCUACAAGCUCUACGAGCAGCUCACUGGGCCAUUCCAGGAGUUCACUCUCAAGGAUUUUGUUAGUGGAAUCAAGCAAAACGGCGGCCUCGAUUCUCCAGCUAACGACAUUGCAGUGCCGAGUAAAAGCUCCUCCAUAUCCCCCAGAAACUCCCUCCACGGGGAACUUUGCAAGGAGUCACCCGCGAGCUCUCCAUGGAACCGGCCGAGGUCACCCAUGCUUCCAGCGAACAAACGAGUGAGGCCAACUCCAUCAUGCGACGCAUCGUUUUACCAGUCGCCCAAGAGAAGCGGAGCUCCAAUUCCUGUGGAGCACGGCACAGAUUGUCACAUUUGCAAUACCAAAGCCAUGAUCGUCAAGACCAGAUGCCUGGUGUGUGGCAAAGUUUACUGCCGGAAGUGCGUCAAGGAAGGCAUGGGCAGCAUGUUGGAAGGAAGGAAAUGCCGAUCUUGUCUUGGCCAUCGUUUCAAUCCAAGGUAUAUUGAUCGAGCUGGAAAGGGAUGGUGGAUCUCAAAUCGAGUGAAGCAAGUGGAGAUGAGAUGGGCGACCAAGAGGUCAAGAGCAGAGUUCCAGAGUUUACAAUUGUAGCAUUUUAGGGCUUUCUUUUACUUCUUGUAAAGGUUUGUAAGAAAUGAAA